Messenger RNA from Thalassophryne amazonica, 3655 nucleotides. It is a transcript of the gene ythdf1, whose product is annotated as YTH N(6)-methyladenosine RNA binding protein 1. Gene Ontology annotation, cellular component: cytoplasm. NCBI's taxonomy places the organism in Eukaryota, Metazoa, Chordata, Actinopteri, Batrachoidiformes, Batrachoididae. Gene Ontology annotation, molecular function: mRNA binding; N6-methyladenosine-containing RNA reader activity. The coding region runs from base 331 to 2178 and encodes 615 amino acids. The record is from RefSeq and is a predicted model, not a curated record. The transcript is spliced from 6 exons. Gene Ontology annotation, biological process: mRNA destabilization.
GUUGCGUGGUGACGCUGGCGUCAUGUCCGCCGUGUAGAGCCCGGAUGAAGCCGUUUUUGGGGCCAGUGAGCAGGGCCACCGUGGCUGCUUGGUUUUUAAUUUAAGAGGGUCUGAGCGGACUGAAGCCCCGCUGCUGGAUUAAUGAGGACAGGGCGGCGCUCGGAGCCAGCAGGGCCGCGAAAAGCAACGUGUCGGCGCCGAGCAGCGACACCACAACAGCUGUUGCUAACUGUUAGCUCCUCCGGCUAACAGCCGCUCCUGCAGCCGGAGUCUCUGCCGCAGACUGUGCGUCUUGUCGGGGCUUCAGUCUCUACGGCACCCGGUCUGUGAAUGAUGUCUGCCACGAGUAUUGACCCUCAGACAUCAAAAGGACAAGAUGGUGCUAAAGCUUUUCCCAUUUCAGUGCAGAAUGGCUCACUCCACCAGAAGGACACAGUCCAUGACAGUGACUUUGAGCCCUAUCUCACGGGCCAGUCCAAUCAGAACAACAGCUAUCAAUCCAUGACAGACCCAUACCUACCCAGUUACUAUGCCCCCUCCAUUGGAUUUCCUUACCCUCUCAGUGAGGCGCCUUGGUCGACAGGAGGUGAUCCGCCAAUUCCCUACCUUACACCCUAUGCUCCCCUCAGCAAUGGUGACCAUCACUUCAUGCACGAUACAGUUUUUGGGCAGCCUGGUGGGCUCAGUAGUAGCAUUUAUCCUCACCGGUUUAACUUUUUCCCAGAGAACCCCGCCUUUUCAGCCUGGGGUACCAGUGGUUCUCAGGGACAGCAGACUCAGAGUUCUGCCUAUGGGGGGAAUUACAGCUAUCCCCCCAGUUCUCUGGGAGGAACCAUAGUCCCUGAUGGCCAAACUGGUUUCCAUAGUGACAACUUGAGUAAGGCUCCUGGUAUGAACAGUCUAGAGCAGGGUAUGCUAGGUCUAAAAAUAGGUGGCGAUGUGACUGGAAGUGGCUCUGGUGUGAAGACUGCAGGCUCUGUGAUUGGUGGCAACGGAAGUGUAGCUGCUGCUGUUGCUACGGGUAAUGGCGGCACACCAGUUGGAAUGCCCUCUCCUAAACCUGCAUCGUGGGCUUCUAUUGCCAGUAAACCUGCCAAGAUGCAGCAACAAAAGUCCAAAAGCAAGACUGGCACAGUUAUACCUGGAGGACCACUUCCUCCUCCUCCUCCCAUUAAACACAACAUGGACAUUGAUACAUGGGAUAACAAGGGGACAAAAGUUGUGUCCCCUUUGCCCCCUCACCACCACCAACCGCACCAGCCACCACAGCUCCACUCCCAUACUACCAGUCUCAUCCCUCCUCUUCAACAGUCGCUACAGUCUGCCCAGUCUCUGGUGCAGCAGAUGACCAUGCAGGGUCCUCUACCUCCUCUUCCGCAGUCUUACCAGAACCACAACUCUGCUCCAUCACCCCAGACCCGCUGGAUAGCCCCACGCAAUCGCAACAUGUGCUACAGUGGUGGAAGUUUGGACAGCAGUGGCUCCUCCAAUGGUGGUGGUGUUGGUAAUGGAGGUGGCCCAGGUCUGCCUCCAGGAUCAGAGCUGAGGUCAGAGUCCCAUCCUGUGCUGGAGAAGCUUCGAGCAGCCCACAGCUACAAUCCCAAGGAGUUUGACUGGAACCUGAAAAACGGCCGUGUGUUCAUCAUCAAGAGCUACUCUGAGGACGACAUCCACCGCUCCAUCAAGUACUCCAUCUGGUGCAGCACGGAGCAUGGAAAUAAACGUUUGGACUCGGCCUACAGAGCCAUGAACGCUAAAGGUCCCGUCUACUUGUUGUAUAGUGUCAACGGCAGUGGGCAUUUCUGCGGCGUGGCCGAGAUGCGCUCACCUGUGGACUACGGCACCAGCGCGGGCGUUUGGGCACAGGACAAGUGGAAGGGCAAGUUUGACGUGAACUGGUUGUUUGUUAAGGAUGUGCCCAACAGUCAGCUGCGCCACAUCCGUCUGGAGAACAACGACAACAAGCCAGUCACCAACUCUCGCGACACUCAAGAGGUUCCUUUGGAAAAAGCAAAGCAGGUGCUCAAGAUUAUUUCCCAGUACAAACACACCACCUCCAUCUUUGAUGACUUUUCUCACUAUGAGAAGAAGCAGGAGGAGGAAGAGGUUGUGAAAAAGAGUUAUGAGCCUGCCUCUAUACAAAGCAGAGCCAGAAUGGAUCAGGAUCGUCAGAAAUAAACUGAAGAUGCCUUCUGAAACCUCAAUCAACGAUUGUGCUUGGACGGACAUAAUGAAAUUUAGAAUUUAAAAAGAAAACAGAGGACAUAAGAAAUUCAAAAACUAAUAUUUUUUCCAUUUAAUUUUUGCGACUUUGGCCUGUGUCAAACUUUGAGCCAUGUUGCUCCUGGUUCCCAUUCUUGAUGAGUCAUGCAGGGAUGAGGCCAGCUCCACCAGGUGAAUCCUUUCAGUAAUAUAUUUUCUUGCUUGUUUUCUGUAUUUUUUAACCUUAUAAAUCUCUAUUGCUAUCCCCAAACUAAUUCUAAGUAACAAAUAUCUGCACGUCUGUUUUGAAAAUCUCUCGACAACAUGCUGCUGAUAUUCGGUGACUGUUCACUUUGUGGUUUGUGUGUUGGAGAAAUGUUAAGUGCUUGUAUUGGUUAAUGUUACGAGUGACCAACAUUUUAUUAACAAACGUCUGCUAUCUGUGUGUGGCCAGUUGUAUUUUAUAUUACUAGGAGGAGAAAAAACCUAUCAAGCUCUUUUGAACCGGUGUCUUAUUUUGGAAGAAUGUGUACACUGAAAGUAUGUUUUUGUUUUGUUUUUUCUGUUUAGAACUGUGGAAGGUUGACAUUAGAAAGCUUAGAAGUAUGAAAAAUAUUUGCUUCACCUGGCUUACCACUGGUUUAAAAGUAACAUUAAUAUGGGAUUUGUUGCAUUUUAUUUUUGUAUUUUUCUCUCAUACACCAGAAUGGAGUCUUAUUUAUUUACAGCUGCGGUAUAAUUUUGUUUUGUUUUUUUCCCCUGCCCCUGUACUGUACCUCAACUUUUCCAACAAGAGAUUCAGGGAAAAGAUGUGUAGAGAUACAACAUUCUUAAAGGCAGUUCCUCUGUCUAUUUACAGAAUUAAUAUUCACACUUACUGUAUUAGUUUCUGUUUUUAGCAACACUAAUUUUGCAUUAAAGUGUUUUUUUGUUUUGUUUUUGUACAUGCUAUUAUUUCACUCUGUUACCUGCAACUCCGGUCUUUGGAGUCUUUGUAAGGGAAAAUGUAGCAUGUAGUGCUUUUUAAAAUGAGGCCAGGCCCAUUGUCUUUUUUCUUUUUUUAAAUUUGGGGUAUUUCCAUUGUUACAACCUGUCUACAUCAUCUUCAGAAAAUGUAAGCUUUAAUGUAUUGGCAUUUUUAACAGAGAUCCCCUCAAAUGUUUAACUGUAGCAUUAUAUUUACUGAUUUAUUGUCAAGUGUGUGAAAACCCAUGAGACUAGACUAUAUGGUAUAUGUGACUUUAUUUGAUUACUUGUUGUAUUGUGUGUAAGAAUGAAAGAAGAGAGGGUGUGUAACUGGAGCAAUCAGAGCUAUAUGACAGUAUUGGUAUAUAGAAAAUUUAUGCAAAAGGGAAAAGUUUAAGUCACCAUUUAUUAAAUAUCCAUUGUAUCAGAGGUCACUAUUGCAUUCUUAGAUUUGAUCAUAUCAUUAUUAAAGAUAUACUUAUCUGUU